Molecule: messenger RNA, 758 nt
Organism: Pseudomyrmex gracilis
Lineage: Eukaryota; Metazoa; Arthropoda; Insecta; Hymenoptera; Formicidae
Gene: mRpS11
Product: 30S ribosomal protein S11
Exons: 4
Coding region: 92-733 (213 amino acids)
Biological process (GO): ribosomal small subunit assembly; translation; maturation of SSU-rRNA from tricistronic rRNA transcript (SSU-rRNA, 5.8S rRNA, LSU-rRNA)
Cellular component (GO): mitochondrial small ribosomal subunit; ribosome
Molecular function (GO): mRNA 5'-UTR binding; small ribosomal subunit rRNA binding; structural constituent of ribosome
Source: RefSeq, a predicted model, not a curated record
GCCACAGUCAAAAGCGUUCUGCUGUUUAUUCGCUUUGUUUGAUAUUGCUUUUUCAAGGUGUUAGAAACUUAUUCUAUCCAAUUAAAACAAAAUGAUUAAGUCUAUCUUACGGGUAAUUAAAUUGCCCAUGAUAGCGGAACGCGUGUUAGCUAAUAAUAUAUCGGUUCUUGCUUCUUCAAGUUUUAUAACCUCAAGGAACAUCUGCACUACCUUGUUAUGCAGCAAAGAAAUUCGAAUGGUGAACGAAAAAGUGAAGGUUGGCAAGAACUCGAAAUUUUCAAUGGAACUGGAAGGCGAAUAUACAGUUGAUACGAGUACGAAUCAGCAGGAAUUACAAUUUCCUGAUGCAGAUACACCAAACAGACUCUUCAAUGGUAUACCAUAUAAAGAAUUGCAUAUUGUCAACAUAAAAUCAACACCUAAUAAUACAAUUAUGAAUUUUACUGAUCAUGAAGGCACAGUAUUAUCGUUACAUUCAUCUGGUAUAGAAGGUUUUAAGAAUGCUAGAAAAGGAACAAACAUUGCUGCUCAACAAGCAGCUAUAACAUUUGGUCAUCGUAUUCUAGAGUAUGGUAUAAACACAGUAAGAAUACGUGUUCAAGGUAUUGGACCAGGUAGAAUGUCUUCUGUAAAAGGUUUACAAAUGACAGGAUUGAAUAUUGUAUCGGUCACGGAUGAUACUAGAGUCAGUUUUACAUUAAAACAAAGACCACGAAAACAAAGAAGAGUAUAAUUACUUUGUUUUAUUAUAUGUUAUA